Molecule: messenger RNA, 2262 nt
Organism: Scomber japonicus (chub mackerel)
Lineage: Eukaryota; Metazoa; Chordata; Actinopteri; Scombriformes; Scombridae
Gene: efhc2
Product: EF-hand domain (C-terminal) containing 2
Exons: 15
Coding region: 1-2262 (753 amino acids)
Biological process (GO): regulation of neuron projection development
Cellular component (GO): microtubule
Molecular function (GO): calcium ion binding
Source: RefSeq, a predicted model, not a curated record
AUGGCUCUACCGUUUCUACCUGGUAAUUCUCCCAAUAAACACCUGGCAAAGGAGAGAUUCCACAAAUCCCAACAUUUUGACUACUCUAAUGGAGUCCCUAUGCUUGUGGGGUCUGAGAAGCCAGGCAUUGGAGGAGAGCUGUUAAUCGGCCAGAAGAUUAAACCAAAGUAUUCUGUCUACCCCAAAGGAGAGGGCAGUGAUUUACCAUCAUGGGUGGCCUUUGACAAACAGGCUCUGUGUUUUGAAGCAUAUUUUCAGGAAGCUGUGCCUCAGGCUCAGAACGAGACAUACAGAAUCAGAAAGUGUAGGAUCUACUUCUACAUGGAGGAUGAUACUAUACAGGUGGUGGAGCCGGAGUACAAGAACAGUGGCAUCCCUCAAGGAACAAUUAUUCGUCGUCAGCGUAUCCCACUGCCUCCCCCAAACGAUGACCAAUUCUUCAACAUUUUCCAUUUCAACCUUAACCAACAGAUGGUGCUGUACUCUCACAUAUUCACUGUGACUAACUGUGACCCAUUUACAAAGAAUUUUCUCACAAAACUUGGGGUGCGCUUAAAUGACCCUACCACUGUACCUGAUGAUCCUUACAGCAACCUACGUGAAAAGAUUGAUAAAAGUAUGAGGCCACUUCGGCCAUAUGAGAGACGUGACACUCUGAAGCAGUUCUUGGACCAUGACCGCAAAGUCCUGCGCUUCUUCUGCUUCUGGGAUGACACAGAGACUGUGUUCGGGGACCUGCGGGAGCUCAUACUGCACUACUACCUGGCUGAUGACACCAUAGAGAUCCAUGAGGUCAUCCCCCCAAACUCUGGCAGAGAUAGUGUGCCCAAAUUCCUCCGCCGCAGCAAACUGCCUAAGCUCGGUCCAACACAAAUUAAGCAGCCCGGAGCACUCACAGAUCGCACAGUGCUCAAUGUGUUCGCCUCCGAGAGUCAGGGAAAACGCUUCAUACUGGACAGCCUCAAAACAGGAGCUGUGCAUGAGGAGUUUUAUAAGGACUGUGAUCUGAUGCUCGGUGAGGAGGUGAAUGUGUGGGGCAGGAGAGUGCUUAUCUCUGACAGUGAUGAGUUCACCAAAGACUACUACCGCUCCAAAUAUGGCAUAGAGGACUUUACCCCAGUGCAGUAUAAAGCCCCCCAAGUCCCAAAACCCCCGAGGCAUAUGCCCCCCUACAACGGCUUUGGCUCAGAGGAGGACUCGCUAAGCUCCUGCAAGGGCCUGCUGCCCAAGCCUCCACAGAAAGAUUUCCGCAAAUUUAUGGAGAAAGACAGAUGUGGCCUAGACGGUAAUGUGCUGAGUUUCCGCGCCAAGAUCGUGACGGCCGAUGAAAUUGACAGAGACAGGGUGUUCGUCAUUUCCUUCCACCUCUGUGAUGACUCCAUCAGUGUGUUUGAACGCCCACAGAAGAAUUCAGGUGUGCUCGGGGGUAAGUUUCUGGAGCGCGGUCGUGUAAAGAAGCCAGGCCAGGAGCUGUUUAAGAGCCAGCUGUCUGAGUACUUUACAGCUCAGGAUCUGUAUGUUGGAGCUACCCUUUGCAUCAACAACAAGCCUUUCCAACUUGUGGAUGCAGAUGAAUACACCUUAAACUACAUGGAGCAACAUGCUGAAGAGUUCCCCAAAGCCAACAUAGGCAACAUCCUCAGUAAACUACGUUCGGUUCCGGAGGAGAAAAAGAGUGAGAUCAGGAAGUUUCUGACUCUCUGUGACCCCAGCAACACUGGCUUCAUCUCAUAUGAGUCACUCAGGGGCUUGCUGACAGGUCUGGAGUGCAGGCUGUCAGAGCAUGAGGUGCUGGUGCUGGGCCGAUGUUUCUCAGCACGAGAGCAGCCUGAAGUGGACAUAGGGCUGAUGCUGGCUGUGGGCCAGGAUAUCCUCAAGAAGAAGAACUUCGAAGAGCUCCCUGAGAUGGCCAAAGCCUUCACACACAACGACCGACACAAAACCGGCCGUCUCUCCACCAAAGAGACAAGGACCAUCUGUAAGGCCUUCCAGCUUCCCCUGCCUGAGAACCUGCUCGGAUGUCUGCUUAGGAAGUUUGCUGAUGGGGAGGAGGUUGACUACCACGCCUUCCUGGCUGGUAUUAACUGGAUAGAGCACCCUGCUCCCCCAGUAAUGCCUGAAGACAUCUUAAAGUUUGAUCUGAACCUGAAGUUUGAAGACAGAGAGUCUGCAAUGAAAGUCGUCAACUACUCUGCCCUGCUGCAUGACGUAUUCAUCAGCAUCUCCACCAACAGUGACCCAACAGCCGCCACCUCCACAUAG